UUUAAGAUAAUAAAUCGUGUUAUCACAGAUUAAAAUUUUACAUUUUUGUUAUAUUCAUGGAUCCACAACUGAUAUUCCAACAAAUUAAACAGAUUUUUGAGUGCUCAGCAUGAACUAAGAUAGUAUUAUCUUAAAUUGUGGUGCUCACUGCUCAGUGAGUCAGUCGGACAACAGACUGCCCCCAACAUACCAUUCGUACCUAUAAUAUGAUCUAAGGCCUUAAGUACCGUAUAUUGCACAUAUCACGUACUAUAAAAUCUAUUCUGUGUAUUAUAAAUAUUUCUUUUGUAAUAUUAUGUCCAUGAAGUAUGUCUACAACUUAUGUUAACUUCUUGAAUAAUGUAUACCUGAAUAUUAGUAUACCUACUUGAAUUACUAACAACUAUAUAAUUAGGUAAAGCAAACUACUUACUACUUAGUACAUAGUAGUAUUAGUUAUGUUUAGUGCUCUACUUACGCUAUAGCGCACAUACACAUUGUGACGUAUCGACUAAACCAAUUGUAACUUGAAUAAAGUUCAACUGACCUAAUUCUAAGUCGAACAAUCGAAACAGUACUGUACCAGACGACAUGUACCACGGUGCAUCAUUGUUUACUUAAUUGACAGCCGACGACAACAUUUUUGGCUAUUCGGUAUACAGUUUUGAUACUUCACUAACUAUAAAACAUUCAGCUUUGAAAUUAGAACUUAACACCAUUGUCUUGAGCACUCGAUUUCAAUAGCUGUUGUGGUAAUGUGGUUAGAUCCAUCGUCAUCAAACCUGGCUUAUGGAAACCAAUGGAUGAAUCCAACAUUUUAUAAAAACAUGACCAACGUACAAGUGGAUUGGGCAAGUUUGGCUCAACAAUGGAUAAAAAUGAAAGAAACUUCACCCGCUAUAUCCCCUGGACAACAAGUAAAGAUCCCGCUUUCUGAACAAAGUUUGCACAAAGUUGGUCAACAUAUAGAUGUAGUAUCUCAGAAUCUUUCAAAUGUAGCAGCAGUAACAAAUAAAAUGUUUAGUGAUCAUAAUAUUGCCAGUCCUGUUACAAGAAAUAAUAUUGAAAAACCAAGAACUUGGAAUACAUGGACUCAGCAACAACAAUUAAAUUGGAAUUGGGCAUCUACUUCAACAGCUCCACCAACUAAAGCACCAAUUAUAGAGUCAGUUAAUUCAAUUAGACCAUCGUUUGUACCUCCUAUAUUAUCCGAACCACCUCCAUCUUUCCCAAUGAUGACACUAGACACACCAUAUCCACCUAAUAAUUAUUGGGCAGGGCCUAAUACUACAGUUCCACCACCUUCUGAAUCAGAUCAGUGGAAUAAACUUAAUGUAAUUUUCAAAGUGGAUGAUAGAACUCAAGAUUCAUCAUUUAUUGAUACGGCAAAAAGAAAGCAAUUGCCUGCUUGGAUUCGGGAAGGACUUGAAAAAAUGGAAAGGGAAAAACGACGUAAAAUUGAACAAAAACAAUCAUUUGGAGAAUCUGAUUAUUCUAUUUCAAUAAAUGAAAAUUUUAUUCAAGAAUUGCCCAAUUCACUAAUUAACUUUGAUCAUGAAACUGAAAUGGUCGAUGAUGAUAUUGAACAUGUGUCUUCCGAUUACAACAAUGAACCCAGAAAAACUGAGUUUAUGCAGAAUGAUCCUUCUCCUCUCAUUCCACGUAAGACUAAAGCUCAAAUCUGGGAAGAUACGAUGUUAAGUCUACGAAAAAUUCUAACAAAAUUAUUAAUGGAUGUUACUAAUGAUAUGAUGUUAAGUAUAGUUAAAAAGGUGCUAAAAACUACUGUACAAACAGAUAUUCAAGGAAAUCAAAGCCAAACAUCAUUAGCUGGUAAGCUAGGGCUCGGAGUUUAUGGUUCAGAAUCUGAGUCAUCGGAUGAAAGCGAUGAAGAACAGCACUCAUCUGGACAUAAGCAACUAAAACAAGAUUCUGAUGAAGCUAUUCAAGAAAGAAUAUUGAAACGCCAACGUGAGUUCAGUAAUAUUGAAGCAAGGAUACUUAAAGAAUUGGAUCAGCUAGAAGAUAAGGAAAAACUUGUGAGGUCUAAAUUUGAUAACAGUGUCAAGAUGAGUGAUGAAAUUAGUGAUAUUGGUAGUCAGGUAGUGGAAAACAUUCGGACAAAAGGGAAUAAUGAAGAUGUAGGAUCUAACCAAAAGAUUGACAAGAGUCAUGAUAUAGUCAAAAAUGAAUUACAUAAUGAUUUGGAUAUUAAAAAUGGACAAAAGAAAAAUAAAUCUAAUUCCAAAAGAUCGUUUAGUUCUAGUUUGUCAAGCAGUAGUAGUAAUAGUAUGAAGAGCGAUAAUAAUAACAGUAAAAUAUAUAACUAUAAAAAAAGCAACAAAGUUCGGUCAAGAUCUUCGAACAAAAAAAUUUUAAAAGAUGGUGUAAAAAUAAAACGAAGAUCGCGAUCUAGAAAUAAAAGUAGAUCGCGUUCAAUACAUAGUAGUAGGUCACAUUCAAGAUAUUAUAGAAGAUCUCCACAUAGUUUUAGAUCAAGACGAAGUCGAUCGCCACUAUCACGUCAUUCAUAUUCCAAAAAGUAUAAAUGCAAACGAAAUAGUUCUUCUAGUUCAAAUGAAUCAAAAACUAAUAAACACCGGUAUAGACGAUAAUUUUCUGGUCAAAUGUUAUUUUAAGAGAUUAAAAUUCUUAAUUAUUAUUUUAUUGAUAUUACUCAUUCAAUUAAUUAUAUGUUACCACUUUUUUUUAUUAUAAUUUUAGGUUUAGUUCUUACAUUCAUACAUUUAUUAAAAUGUUCAAUUAGACCUAAAACAUAUAUAACACUUAUUUUUUUUUAUUUAAGUAUUUAUCAAUAUUAAAUUAUAAUUAAAAACUUAUGUUCUAAUCUUAAUCAUUAAAUUAAAAUUUAUUUUAUAAAUCCAAAAUGUAUGCAACACAUCUUAUAGUAAAUAAGAUAAAUAGUAAAUCUAUAAUUCAUUUAUUUAUUAAAAAUAAGUAAUAUUACCUAUAUACAUAAAAUUUUUAACAAAUAAAUCGGUAACUUUAUCGUGCUCUUUUAAUUUUUU
This is a messenger RNA of Metopolophium dirhodum (rose-grain aphid), 3008 nucleotides long. Its product is annotated as arginine/serine-rich protein PNISR-like. Gene Ontology annotation, molecular function: RNA binding. Gene Ontology annotation, cellular component: nuclear speck; presynaptic active zone. The transcript is spliced from 12 exons. The coding region runs from base 735 to 2594 and encodes 619 amino acids. The record is from RefSeq and is a predicted model, not a curated record. NCBI's taxonomy places the organism in Eukaryota, Metazoa, Arthropoda, Insecta, Hemiptera, Aphididae.